Messenger RNA from Galendromus occidentalis (western predatory mite), 2462 nucleotides. RefSeq names its product sodium-dependent phosphate transporter 1-A. Bases 953 to 2389 code for a protein of 478 amino acids. The record is from RefSeq and is a predicted model, not a curated record. Gene Ontology annotation, cellular component: membrane. The transcript is spliced from 5 exons. Gene Ontology annotation, biological process: phosphate ion transmembrane transport. Lineage: Eukaryota; Metazoa; Arthropoda; Arachnida; Mesostigmata; Phytoseiidae. Gene Ontology annotation, molecular function: phosphate transmembrane transporter activity.
AUCGGCAUAGAGCCGUUUGGGAGAAGCGGAGUUCCCUCUAACUCACCGCCGUUUCAGAUGCUUGGCGUUCGUGUAGAAGAAACAUUCUGCGGCCGUAUGCAAGUGGAAAUCGGCGGUGUCAUCAUAAAAGAAGCGGUUGCGAACCGAGCAGACGCGAGCGUUCUCCUUGACCGUCGCGGAUCGGAGCAUUGGAUUCCAGGCGGGGUCGAAUGAACAUCGACGUUGAGCCAGAGCCCCUGCCUGCAAGCGUCAAGGGGCAGUCCUCAGUCUUCUAUAAUCAUCGGAUGUGACACUCGGAUCGGGGGCCACUACGGCUGCUCGCUCGAUCGCGCUCGAACGGGUGUCGAGCGUGUGAUCCAAGUGAGAAAAGAAUUUUCCAAUGAUUGUGAAGAUUUCCUCGGGGGAACGCGCGGCUGCCGGGGAACCAGAUGCUGAAUGAGCGCGAAUACCGUAAUUUCCGCCCCGUCACGCUCAUUGAUAGUACGUUGCAUCCACUCUCCCACCUCCAUCCUUAGCGGACCACCCGGAGGUAAAGUGCAGGCCGAGCGUCGAUCCCGAGAGCACCGUCACAUGCUCGGUGCGAGAAUAUUGAGCUGUCAGCAAGUCUCCGAUACCAGUGUGGUUCCGUUCGUUCGUUCUCGCGAUAAACGUUUCUUCAGAGCUCAGAUACCUACGGACGGCAAGAAUUCAAGCUGAGAUUUCUCGAGGAUUCUGACUAGGGUAGGCGCCGAGCUGGGAAAGACAUCUUUACAAGGAUUCAUAUAGUCAGCUUGAAGAUAGUGGAAAGACAGAGGACUCCCUCGUGGGAUUAUCAGUACAUGUGACUUGGAAGCGAUGGCUUUAUGAUACGUCCACAAGUUUGCACUGCCUCGCUGCUUCGUUUACGCGCAGUGUCUUAGUUCUGCUCCAUCAGAAGUGCGCGCGAGAGUGGCUCAACGGAUCCAGUGACAAAAUGUGGGUUGAUCCCGAUGAGGUGUACUGGAUUCUGAUUAGCGGUUUCAUCGUCGCUUUCUUCUUGGCUUUCGGUGUCGGUGCCAACGAUGUGGCAAAUUCUUUCGGCACUUCGGUGGGAGCAAAAGUCCUCACUCUGCGACAAGCGUGUAUCCUCGCAACGAUCUUCGAAAUCCUAGGAGCAGUUCUCUUGGGGUAUAGAGUGUCUGAAACCGUGCGAAAGGAUAUUUAUACCCCGGAGUUGUACGAAGGUAACGAGAAGACGCUCAUGAUCGGGAAUCUCGCCGCUCUCUUCGGUUCUGCGGUGUGGAAUAUACUCGCGACCUUCUUCGCGUUGCCUAUUUCCGGUACCCAUUCAAUUAUCGGCGCCAUUCUCGGAUUCACGCUGGUCGCGAGGGGUUUGCGAGGAAUCAAUUGGAUCGGACUUCUGAAGAUUAUCAGCUCCUGGUUCGUGUCUCCAGUCUUGUCCGGCAUCGUGUCGUUCGUGAUAUUUUUCUUCAUAAAGUCCUUCAUCCUCAAUAAGGACGAGCCGCUCGAGCCAGGUCUGCGGGCGCUGCCAUUGUUCUACGGCUUCACCGUGUUCGUGAAUGUGAUUUCCGUGUCCCACAAUGGUCCCAAACUCUUGUAUCUCGAUGACAUUCCUCUGUGGGGUGCUCUUCUUCUUUCCCUUGGUAUAUCGUCGCUUGUCAUGCUCGUAAUCUGGUUCUACCAAGUUCCGAAGCUGCGACGGGACAUAGCGGCGUCCCUCGCCAACGAACAGGCACCCACCAUAGCACAAACGAGCGCGCUUCCGAACGGUGCUGAGAAGCAACGAUUGACGGACGGAACUGCGGUGGAGAAAUACGACCGCAGGGCAUCGAUUGCAUCUCUGGAAGCCUCAAUCCUGAAGGCCAAGACGUCAGAGGAAGAGGAGAAGCCGGAAGUGGCUAAGCUUUUCUCGUUCCUGCAAGUUCUAACGGCCAUCUUCGGCUCGUUCGCGCAUGGCGGCAACGACGUCUCGAACGCGAUCGGACCCCUUAUCGCACUGUAUUUGAUCUACGCAAACGGAUCCGUUCAUCAGGAAGAUACCACUGGAUCGGAGUGGAUACUGCUGUACGGCGGCUUCGGGAUUUGUGUUGGACUCUGGCUCUGGGGCAGGAAAGUAAUUCAAACUGUCGGAGAGGACUUGACGAAGGUGACCCCAACGAAUGGAUUUUCGAUCGAAAUCGGUGCCGCGACCACCGUCCUGGCAGCGUCCAAAAUCGGACUGCCCAUCUCGACUACACAUUGCAAGGUGGGCUCGAUAGUGUGCGUGGGUUUGGCGAAAUCGCAGAAAGCCGUGGACUGGAGCCUGUUCAAAGGAAUCAUCGCUGCGUGGCUCCUGACUUUGCCGAUUACCGGGGGUUUGACUGCAAUAAUCAUGGCAAUCCUGAUGCACGUCGUGAGCAACGUCAAUUAGACAACAAAAGUUCUGACCGAUCCCAGUCUGCGUUCUGUACAUAAAAAACUACUAGAUUUUCAAAAAUAAAUGU